CACUAACCGGUGCUGCAGCUACUACUGCUGCAUCUCUUUAUCUCUCUCAGUCUCUGUAUUGCACUCACAGCCUCUUCACGCCGACACGACCACCCUCAUCACCAUGUCCGUCAUCAACUCCCAAGUCACCGAGCUAUUCGGGAUCAAGCACCCGGUCAUCCUGGCAGGCAUGAACGUCGCCGCAGGCCCCAAGCUCGCCGCAGCAGUCACCAAUGCUGGUGGCCUCGGCGUCAUUGGCGGCGUGCGCGCAACGCCAAAGUACCUGCGCUCGCAGAUCCGCGCGCUCAAGGCCGGGCUCAACGACAAGAACGCGCCGUUCGGCGUCGACCUCCUCCUCCCCCAGAUUGGCGGCAGCGCGCGCAAGACCAACAAGGACUACACCAACGGCCAGCUCGACGAGCUCAUCGACGUCAUCAUCGAGGAGGGCACCAAGCUGUUCGUGUCGGCCGUCGGCGUGCCGCCAAAGCACGUCGUCGACAAGCUCCACAAGCACGGCAUCGUGGUGCAGAACAUGGUCGGCCACCCCAAGCACGUCCCCAAGGCGCUCGCGGUCGGCGUGGACAUCAUCUGUGCGCAAGGCGGCGAGGGCGGCGGCCACACGGGUGCGAUCCCCUUCUCGCUGCUGAUCCCCGCCUGCGUCGACCUGUGCAAGGGCAAGGUGUCGUCGUUGACCGGCAAGCCCAUCAUCGUCGUGGCCGCGGGCGGCAUCUUUGACGGCCGCGGGCUCGCCGCGUCGCUCAUGUACGGCGCCGAGGCUGUGUGGGUCGGCACACGUUUCGUCGCGUCCGAGGAGGCCGGUGCGCCGCCUACCCAGAAGAAGCUGCUCGUCGGCGCCAACUGGGGCGACACGGCCAAGACGCUCAUCUACUCUGGCCGCCCGAUGCGCGUCUACAACUCGGCCUACGUCAAGGAGUGGGAGGAGACGCGCCAGGCCGAGAUCGCAGACCUUACCUCCAAGGGCAUCAUUCCGCACGACCACGAGCUCGAGUCCAAGCCCCAGCGCAGUGUUGAGGGCAUGAAAUGGCUCAUGGGCGAUGUCGCUGCCCUCGUCAACGACGUGCAGCCAGCUCAGAAGAUCAUCGACGACAUGGUCAACAGCGCCAAGGUUCACCUGACCAAGGGCUACGGCGACAUCGUCACCAAGGCCAAGCUUUAGGCCGACUGUACGGGUUUGUAGGGCAUGCGAUUGUAUCGACAGCAA
Vanrija pseudolonga is the source of this 1201-nucleotide messenger RNA. RefSeq names its product Putative monooxygenase. NCBI's taxonomy places the organism in Eukaryota, Fungi, Basidiomycota, Tremellomycetes, Trichosporonales, Trichosporonaceae. Bases 104 to 1156 code for a protein of 350 amino acids. The record is from RefSeq and is a predicted model, not a curated record. The transcript has 4 exons. Gene Ontology annotation, molecular function: nitronate monooxygenase activity.